Globicephala melas (long-finned pilot whale) is the source of this 3440-nucleotide messenger RNA. The record is from RefSeq and is a predicted model, not a curated record. Lineage: Eukaryota; Metazoa; Chordata; Mammalia; Artiodactyla; Delphinidae.
CGCGAGGUGAACGUCGUGCGGCUGACCAUCGACCUCUAAAGACUCACAUGGUCUGAGGAAGAAGCCCUGAAGAGGAGGAAGAAGAGAGAGAAGGAGUAAGAAAUGGCUCUUUCUCAGGCCUCUCACUGCUGUGGCCUCUCCCGCCGCGGAGCACAGGCUCCGGACGCGCAGGCUCAGCGGCCAUGGCUCACGGGCCCAGCCGCUCCGCGGCAUAUGGGAUCUUCCCAGACCGGGGCACAAACCCGCGUCCCCUGCAUCGGCAGGUGGACUCCCAACCACUGCGCCACCAGGGAAGCCCAUAAUGUUCCUCUUUGCUGCGGUUAUCAUCAUCAUAAUUGGAGAUCUUGAGCUUUCUUUAUAGAGCCACUGUGGACUCUGUCGUCUCUGAAGACACCACUCAUGUUCCUCCACCUCCAGAAGGAUGAUUAUCCCUCAGUGUAUAGAACGUAAUAUCUAACACUUCCACAUGGACAACACGGUGUUGAAUUUUUAUUUGCAUAUAUUUUAUGUAUUGCCCACAAGAAUGAGAAGGGUAAAUCGAUUUGAAGGAUAUUGUAAUCUCUAUGACAAAGCAUAAGAAAUUAAAAUACACACCCAGUUAGCUUCAAAUACCUUUCCAUGGAUCUGUCAGAAUACAUACUUCAACUUAAUUGAUCUUUUAUCUCUACUCAUUUUGUAUGGAAAUAAGAACUCUCCUCACGUCCUCUUGGUGAAAUGUUUUUUUAUUUAAGGGACAGUUGACAUUGAAUGAUGUGGCCAUCGAAUUCUCUCCCGAAGAGUGGGAAUGCCUGGACCCUGCUCAGAGGGCCUUGUACAGGGACGUGAUGUUGGAGACCUACAGGAACCUGAUCUCUGUGGGUAGACCUCUAAAGAGUCCUGUUGUCUAACAAAGAAGCCGUUAAGAGAAGGAAAAGAAAAGGAGUCAGGAAUGGCUGUUUCUGAGGCUCCAGACGCGCAGGCUCAGCGGCCAUGGCUCACAGGCCCAGCUGCUCCGUGGCAUGUGGGAUCUUCCUGGACCGGAGCACGAACCCGUGUCCCCUGCAUCGGCAGGCGGACUCUCAACCACUGCGCCACCAGGGAAGCCCCGGGUCAGUUGACACUGAAUGAUGUGGUCAUCGAAUUCUCUCAGGAGGAGUGGGAAUGCCUGGACCCUGCUCAGAGGGCCUUGUACAGGGACGUGAUGUUGGAGACCUACAGAAACCUGAUCUUUGUGGAUAUCUCUCAUAUACAUGUGAUCAAGAAAUUACAACUAAAGUCAAACACCGAUAAAGGUGGAGUAUUCCAAACAUUGAUGUUGGAAAGACAUGAAAGCCAGGGAAUCAAACAUUUUUACCUCCCGGAAAUUCAGGAAAAUACGUAUGACCAUGGUUUUCAGUGGAGAGAUGAUGGAAGAAGUUACAAAAAUAUCCCCAUAUCCUGUCACCAAGAUGUCACUGGUAGAAGUCCACAUGGUGGAAGGGAUGCAAAAAACAAGCCUAUUGGAAAUAGACUUGUGUUAAGCCUUCAGGGUGAACUGCAUAUGUUUAAAAGUAAACAGAAAAUUGAUGAAUUUAAUAAAGCUGUUAAGAGUAUCAGCAGUAGUUCCUCAUUUUCACCACUUCAAGGAAUUUCGCCUCCUGUCCAAACCAACAUUUCUAACAGAUAUGGGAGUGAUUUUAUGCAUCCUUCAAUACUGACACAAGACCAGAGCCCACACAGGGAAGUACCCUACAAGUGUAAUGAGUGUGGCAAAACCUUUCAUCAGGUCUCAAAUCUCAGGAGUCAUCAGAGAAUCCAUAUAGGAAAGAAAUUGCAUAAAUGUGAUGUAUGUGACAAGGUCUUUUGCCGAAAUUCAUACCUUGUAAUUCAUCAAAGAGUUCAUACUGGAGAGAAACCUUACAAGUGUAAUGAGUGUGGAAAGGUCUUUGGUAAGAAAGCAAGUCUUGCAGUUCACCAGAGAAUUCAUACUGGAGAGAAGCCUUACAAAUGCAAUGAGUGUGGCAGAACCUUUCCUAUCGGCUCAUACCUCAAAAGACAUCAGAUAACACACAUUCAAGAGAAAUUAUAUAAAUGUGAUCUAUGUGGCAAAGUCUAUCGUCAGAAUCUAUCCCUUCAACGUCAUCAGGGAAUUCAUACUGGAGAGAAAACUUACAAAUGUAGUUUUUGUGGGAAAACCUUUCUUUGUGGCACAGACCUCAGGAAACAUGAGCUAAUCCAUCCAGGAGCAAAAGCAUAUAAAUGUGAUGUAUGUGGCAAAGUCUAUGGUCAAAAUUCAUACCUUAAAUGUCACCGGAGAAUUCAUACUGGAGAGAAACCUUACAAAUGUAAUUUGUGUGGGAAAACCUUUUUUUUUAAAACAGGCCUCAGGAAACAUGAGAUAAUCCAUACAGGAGCAAAACCAUAUAAAUGUGAUGUAUGUGGCAAAGUCUUUAAUCAAAAAUCAGUCCUUGUGAAUCAUCAGAGAAUUCAUACUGGAGAGAAACCUCACAAAUGUAAUGAGUGUGGCAAGUUCUUUCGUGAGAAGCAAACCCUUAGAAGGCAUCAACAAGUUCAUACUGGAGAGAAACCUUACAAAUGUAAUGAGUGUGGCAAGGCUUUUAGUAUGAAAGGAAACCUUGCAGCUCAUCAGAGAAUUCAUACUGAAGAAAAACCUUACAAAUGUAACAGCUGUGGCAAAGUCUUUCGUGAGAAGCCAGCUCUUAGAAGGCAUCAACGAAUUCAUACUGGAGAGAAACCUUACAAAUGUAAUGAGUGUGGCAGAGCCUUUCGUGAGAAGCCAGCCCUUAGAAGGCACCAACGAAUUCAUACUGGAGAGAAACCUUACAAGUGUAAUGAGUGUGGCAGAGCCUUUCAUGAGAAGCCAGCCCUUAGAAGGCACCAACGAAUUCAUACUGGAGAGAAACCUUACAAAUGUAAUGAGUGUGGCAAAGCCUUUAGUCAAAGUUCAACCCUAUCAAGUCAUUGGAGAUUACAUACUAGUGAGCAGUCUUACAGAUAUAAUGAGCAUGGCAAAUUCUUCAGUGUGCUUUCAAGCCUAAGUUAAUACUAUCAGGUAAUCUAUAUUGGAGAGAGAUUUUAAUAAUGUUUUGAUGUGACAAGGCUUUUAGCAGGUGUCCCCAUCUUAGGCUUUAUUAGAAAAUUCAUUAUGGAUAGAAACCAGAUAAAUGUAAUUAUUGUGUCCUGUCUUUUAAACGAGGAAUUUAUUCACCGAAGAAUUCAUUCUGGAGAUUACCUCACAAAUGUUAUGAAUGGGAGAGAAAACUUUACUCGGGGCUCACAUCUCACUAAUCAUAAGACAGUCCAUACUGAACAGAAUGUUACAGCUGUUCUCCACCUUGGGACCGUUUUAUUUUUUUUUAACGCUCCUUAAUACCUGCCUCCAUUCUUGAAUAAGCAGUAUAUGAAUGUAUUUUUUCUUGUUCUUUCAUGUGUCUAAAUAAAUGUCAUGGUGUGCACCUUGA